Messenger RNA from Perognathus longimembris pacificus (Pacific pocket mouse), 435 nucleotides. Its product is annotated as TP53-regulated inhibitor of apoptosis 1-like. Lineage: Eukaryota; Metazoa; Chordata; Mammalia; Rodentia; Heteromyidae. Bases 1 to 231 code for a protein of 76 amino acids. The record is from RefSeq and is a predicted model, not a curated record. The transcript has a single exon.
AUGAACAGCGUCGGGGGGGCUUGCACAGACAUGAAGCGUGAGUACAACCAGUGUUUCAACCGGUGGUUUGCCGAGAAGUUCCUCAAGGGAGAUGGUUCCGGGGACCCGUGCACCAAUCUCUUCAAGCGUUACCAGCAGUGUGUUCAGAAAGCAAUAAAGGAGAAAGAGAUUCCUAUUGAAGGACUGGAGUUCAUGGGCCAUGGCAAAGAAAAGCCUGAAAAUUCUUCUUGACCUUGCUUGUUACCUUGAAAAUGGAUUCCUCAUAUUAGGAAAUUAAGAAGAGUUUGGACUUUGUCACCUUAAGGCUAUGAAGUCAGCAAUGCAAUUUAAUGAGUUUGGGAGGAAGUUGUUUCUUCCUCCCAUUUGUAAAAGAUGCUGCUUUGAGAUGAUUUCUCACGUGCUUUGGCAUGCAGGAACUCAGUGUGCUAAAUUGAA